UCUGGGCGCAGGCCACUACUUCCGGUCUUCCCAGGCCAGGCGGCGCCAUGUUUCGCGGGCAGCGCGGGUGGUUCUGUGGCAGUGUCGGCCAGGACCUGAGACAGUUCUGGGUGGCGGAGGGAGGGACGGUCAGUGACCCGGCCGUCGCCGACUUCCUGUUCAGCUGUGACGCCUCGCACCCCGACACGCAGAGAAUUUAUCAGAGCCUUGAUUACAUAGAAGAUAACGCUACAGUUUUUCAUGCCUACUAUCUCUCUGCAGUAGCUAAUGCUGAAAUAAAAACCUCAGUGGCUUUAGGUCAUUUCAUUCUGCCUCCUGCUUGCCUGCAAAAAGACAUAAGAAGAAAAAUUGGUAGUUUUAUUUGGGAACGAGACGAACAAUUUCCGAUAGAAAAGCAUGAUGAAGUAACAUCAAAUGAGAUAAAUGCCGUUAGGGAAGACAGUGAACUAGCCACAGAGAAUGAGAAGGAAUUGUCCAGAAGCACAGAAGACAAUUCUUCAAGGGCUCCAGUUACAGAAAAGCAGAUGUACUUCCCUCUUCAGGAUUAUCCAGUGAACAACAUGCUCACAGGUUACAUAUCAAUUGACGCCAUGGAGAAGUUCCUCGGGGAGUUGCAUGACUUCGUUCCCGGAAGCUCAGGCUACCGGGCGUAUCACGUUCAGGAUGAAAUCAGUAUGUCCGCUAUAAAAAGCAGAUUGAAAAGGAAAUGUUAGGUUAAACUGGGCAUUUAUUUCUGUAAAAUGUUACCAGAGAGAUGCAUACACUGCAUGGGGUAGAGAAGUGGAGGGAUCUCUCUCUCUCAGCGCGUGCCUGUGGAACACUCAGAAUCGUUUUGUCUCUGGGUUUUGACAUUCGUCCUGGCCCUUUCCCCACCGUGUAACACGGUGACAAAUUCUGAGCGGACAGAUUGUCACUGAGACAUAGUCUGUGAGCGCCCCCUCUCCCGUUAACAUUCUGUUUUUUCUAGGUUCAAUGCUAUGAAUGCAAGGUUUUACGAUUCUGAUCGUUUUAUUUUGAUUUCAAAAGUUAGAAUGCUAUAGUUGAGUUCUGCAUUUCUGUGCCUGACUCGAUAUGUGUGGAGUAAAACAUCUUGAUAAUUCAUUCUUCGCGUGUGGCUGGUUUCUGACGCUGAGAGCCUCGGAAGUGACUCGGUGCAGACAGCUCUUCGUUAGUCCUCUGAGAUGGACCCGAAAGGCGCCUUAGACCACUGCGCCGAACAGGGCAGGGCUUAGCGAACACGGAGGUGAACAAAUCUACUGUGUCCACGAGGAGAUAAACACGCUGUCACCCGUCAGGUGUGCCGUGUCUCUGGCGAUGAGGUCUCCCUGUGGUGCCCAGGCUGGCCCUCGUCUCCCAAGUAUCGGGAACGAUGGGCACACGCCACUGCGCCCAGCUUUCUGAUGUCCUGGCGUCUCGAUGUGGUGAUUUCACGUCGUCACUCACGUGGUCAUGCUUUGUAGAGUCUCGUGGGCUUAUUACAUUUGGGAGACGCACACAACCUGGUUUGCAAAGCCAUCCUCUUGUUAGAAUUGCUGUUCCUUCUGGAAGCACGCAGUGGCUGUGGACUACAGGAAAGGCGCACUUUCAUCAGUGCUGGGUGACGUGGACAUCUCGGGACGCUCGCCCUGACAUUUCUUGCGUGACUCAAAUUUAAUAAUACAGAAUUGUGGGCCCGGGGCAUACUCCGCCUUCUCCCUCUGGCCAG
Molecule: messenger RNA, 1705 nt
Organism: Chinchilla lanigera (long-tailed chinchilla)
Lineage: Eukaryota; Metazoa; Chordata; Mammalia; Rodentia; Chinchillidae
Gene: Terb2
Product: chromosome unknown open reading frame, human C15orf43
Exons: 7
Coding region: 48-713 (221 amino acids)
Biological process (GO): meiotic attachment of telomere to nuclear envelope; homologous chromosome pairing at meiosis
Cellular component (GO): nuclear inner membrane
Source: RefSeq, a predicted model, not a curated record